AUGUAUCGCUUCGACCAGAACGAAGCAGACAUGUAUAACUUCGCACGCGGUGGCCGCCGGCCGAUCGUCCAACGAUUCGACGAAUACUACCGAUGCUACCCCAUGGUCAUGGCACCUGGUCCCGAGCGACCCGAUCUCAACUAUGGUUCCAAGAUCUUCCUGCCGCCCUCCGCCCUCGACAAGGUCUCGAAGCUCCACGUGCAAUGGCCGUUGCUCAUGGAAAUUAUAAAUGGCGAGAAGGGAAAGCACUCACACGCCGGUGUGUUGGAGUUCGUCGCGGAGGAGGGCAGAGCAUACCUUCCCCACUGGAUGAUGCAAACCCUCUCGCUGGACGUCGGCGACAUGAUCCAGAUCAAGACGACUUCCCUUGAGCUCGCCAAGCUAGUCAAGCUGCAGCCCCAAUCGACCAACUUCCUCGAUAUCAGCGAUCCCAAGGCCGUGCUGGAGAAGGCAUUUAGGAACUUCGCCGCACUCACCAAGGGUGACGUCUUCAACUUCGAGUACAAUGACGAGAUCUAUCACGUAGCGGUUCUCGAGGUCAAGCCGGAGACGGACAAGAUGGGAGUGUGCCUGAUCGAGACCGACGUCGAGGUCGACUUUGCGCCACCAGUCGGCUACGUCGAGCCAGAGAGGCAACAGAAAGGCAGCGGAACCAGCACACCCAGAAGCGGCCGUGGUGGCCUCCCGGCCGGCGGCUUGCUCCACAGCCAAGGGUCCAUGGCCCAGUCCAUCAACUACGGCGCCAUCGCCCCCGGCGCGGCGACGACCAACUCCAAAUUCUACGGCGAGGGCCAAAAGCUCAGCAAGAAGGGCAGCAAGGCAUCGACGCCCAAGCCUGCGACUCCUGUGGCGGGCGCCUCUGCUAACCCGCCCGCUCUGCCCAUCCCGCGCCGGAACAACAACGGCCCCAUGCCUCUCCGCCUUCCGCCCAAUAAGCUCUUCUUCGGCUACGAGAUCAAGCCGGUCAAGACCGAUGACGACAAGAAGCGCGAGCUGGAGGAGCAGAAGCGUCCGCACUUCGCGGGCCAGGGCCAGACACUUCGAGCCAAGCGCAAGGGCGAGGCCGAGGAGAAGGAGAAGGCUCCUGAGAAGAAGGGCCCUGCGGAGGGACGGAGAGUGGAUAGCCGUGGCCCUAAGCCUCGCGGCAUCGAGUGA
Molecule: messenger RNA, 1155 nt
Organism: Colletotrichum abscissum
Lineage: Eukaryota; Fungi; Ascomycota; Sordariomycetes; Glomerellales; Glomerellaceae
Product: ubiquitin fusion degradation protein UFD1
Exons: 3
Coding region: 1-1155 (384 amino acids)
Cellular component (GO): VCP-NPL4-UFD1 AAA ATPase complex
Molecular function (GO): polyubiquitin modification-dependent protein binding
Source: RefSeq, a predicted model, not a curated record